Panonychus citri (citrus red mite) is the source of this 2469-nucleotide messenger RNA. RefSeq lists its product as uncharacterized. Gene Ontology annotation, molecular function: L-proline transmembrane transporter activity; L-alanine transmembrane transporter activity. Gene Ontology annotation, biological process: L-alanine transport; amino acid transmembrane transport. Gene Ontology annotation, cellular component: vacuolar membrane. The record is from RefSeq and is a predicted model, not a curated record. The transcript is spliced from 5 exons. Lineage: Eukaryota; Metazoa; Arthropoda; Arachnida; Trombidiformes; Tetranychidae. The coding region runs from base 362 to 1699 and encodes 445 amino acids.
AUGCUCAACAAUUAGAUGUCAAUUGGCUGAUUUUAACAGUUUUCCAUCAUAUUCAACAUUACGUUUGAAUGAUAACUGUCAACAAUUAACUAAUCAUCAUAAAAGGGUCAAAUGUAUUAGAUAGUAAAAUAAUGGAACCGAUUAAUAUUAAUGAAAUGAUAAACUUAUUCUAAUAAAUUGAUCAACCAUAAACAGCAAUUUAAAGUCAAUGUAAAACCUAAUUCGUUUCACUCUAACAAUAGAUGGAGCUAUAACUUACAAUUAACUAAUGGGAAAAGUUUAUUCAGCAAUUAGAUUGAAUUUUUUGACACAUCAAUCUGAUAAAGUUGAGCUGCUAAUUUAAAUUCAAUGGGAAUGUGAAAUGAGGAAAGACAAUACUGAAUCUCAAAAUUUUCCAUACACAUUUCAGUGCGAUGAAGGAGAGAAGAGCUCAUUGCUUAACAAGAAACAUGGAAUGGGAGUUUUAGUGACCAUUUUAUUCAUCGCCGGUGAAAACGCAGGAUGUGGUAUUCUGGCCUUACCUUACGCCUUUAAUCAGGCCGGUUGGUACAGUUUACCGUUAAUGAUAGUAUCUUGUUUUGACGCUGGAAUCUGUGGUAUCCUAAUUGGAAAAUGUUGGAUGAUUCUUGAAGAGAGAUGGCCUGAGUUUCGGGAAAAUUGUCGUUAUCCUUAUCCAGCCAUUGGUAAAAUGGCUUAUGGAAAUUGGAUGAGAGGUGUUGUAACAUUUUGUCUUCAAACAUCACUUUUUGGCUCGUCAACAGUAUUCCUAUUAAUUUGUGCUGGAUUGAUCGAGGAGUUUAGUGGACAAUUUAUCAAAUUGCCAUUCAGUGUAUGGAUAUUGAUCAUUGGUACUAUUUUAAUUCCUCUCAUGUGGCUUGGGUCACCAGGAGAAAUGUGGUUCGCUGCCGCUGCUGCUCUUGGUACAACUUUUAUUGCAAUUACUCUUAUUUUAGUUGACAUAAUGAGUGAUUAUGCAAAACUGGAAAAUCAUCCGCCGACAUCAUCCCCGACAAUUGGGACUGUUUCUUUAGCAUUUGGAACUUUUAUAUUCUCAUUUGGUGGAACUGCGGCUUUGCCGACCUUCCAAAACGACAUGAGAGAUAAAUCUAAAUUUACUCAUUCAGUUGUCAUUGGAUUCUUGACUCUUCUUACACUUUAUAUUCCGAUUGCAAUCAUGGGAUAUAUUACCUAUGGUUUAGGUGUUAAGGAUAAUAUAAUUUCAUCGAUUCCAAAUGGAAUCAAGAAAGAUACAGCUAUCCUUUUAUUUUCUGUUCAUCUCAUAUUUGCUUUCAUUAUCGUAAUAAACGGAGCUGUGCAAGAGAUUGAAGGAAAGUUCGGAGUACCCGACUCUUUUGGUUGGAAACGAGUUUCUAUCCGAACUGUUUGUAUGAUCUUCGUCAUUUUUAUCGGUGAAUCAAUUCCUAGAUUCGGGAAAAUUCUUGACCUAAUGGGAGGAUCAGCGGUAACCAUGUUAGCUUAUAUUUUACCUCCUCUUUUCUACAUGAAAUUGUGUUCAAUGCAUAACGAAUCUUGGCCUGAAAGGAAAGUGACAAUUCUCGAAAAGAUUUAUUAUUAUAAGAUUAUAAUCGUCGGAGUAGUUGGUGGAAUCUCUUGUACUUUUUGGGCUUUAAAAGCAAUUCUGGCUCCUGGUGCAUUCUCAUUGCCAUGUUACAUUGAUAUUCAUUGUUCAAAUGAAUGAAGGAAAUAACAAAAACUCAUCUUUGAUUCUCUGGAUUUAUAUAAUUUAUAAAAAGGCAAUGCUAAUUUCCGUCCAUUAAUCAUACCACAAGUACUACAUAUAAGUGUAAAAAGUAACUUUCAUUAACUUGUAUUAACAAUUAUAGUUGUUAUCACUUGUUGAUUGUUUUUGUUAAGUGUAAUUCAAAACAUUUGAGAACAUUGUACUUGUACUGUUACCAUUAUGGAUGAAAUUUUUUGUUAUGUAAAAAAAUUUUUCUAUUGAUUAGAAUCAAUUAGGAUAUGCAAUCAAUUCUGUUUCAAAAUUGAAAUUGAUUAUUAAAUCAAGUGCUGUAAUUACACGUGCUAGUUCAUCAGUCGGACUAAACUUUGGAUAUUUGGACGUUUUUUUUGAUUACGUUUAUCGAUUUAUCUGUUAUGGUUAAUUAACGUAGUUAUAAACUCAUUAACCAAUUUGAUUUUUUCAUCUCCAUCUGCUGUUAAUCUAAAACAAUUAACUGAUUAAAUGAUGAGUUGUUAUCGAUGAAAUUCAUUUAUAAAAAUCACGAAUGAACAAGUUAAUCAUUAAUAGUUAUAUUGAAUACACACAAAAUUAACUCAAAUAGUUAAAAUAAUUCUCAACAUCCAUAACUUUGAAAAGUUAAUUGUGAAAGUUUAAUUUUGUUGGUGUGACAAUUUAAUUUUACCCAAUACUUAACAGUUUCAUCAAUCAGUUAACAAUUUACAUGUAACUUUUUUAAUUGUUUUUCAUACUCUUAUAACUGACAAAUU